GCCGUCCGUAGUGCUGCUGCUGCUAUUUGCUCCUGGUCGACUGUGGCUAGCGAGCGACUCCAGCCUAUGAAUGGUCCACAAAGCAAUUAACUGUGUGUUCUCUGUAGAAUUUCAUAUCGAAACUUCACGGGCGCCAAGAAGGCCUCUUUCUCCUUUAUUAGCAACUGAAAAGACCCCAGUAUCACCCGUUGGAUGAGAACGUUGUGCACGGAAUUAGAGCCACUUAGCAGGCCCUAUCGCCAUUGCUUUGUAAGGCGUCUGGCUAGCUACCGAAUUCUUCAGCUAGCCAAACUGUUCGUGAAUCCGAGCAACACGGAGCAUCAAGAUGAAGAAGAAAUCUCGGCAGCACCGGGCUGCGGUGCCGCAGAGGCCGCCGUCUCCCAUCAAACCUUCCCCCAACAAGCAGAUCUUGACCUACGCCCAGGCACAGCGCAUGGUGGAGUUUGAGAUCGACGGCCGCAUCCAUCGGCUCAGCGUAUAUGAUAAGCUGGAUGUGAUCUCAGAUGAUGACCCCAUGGUGCAGGAGAUGAUGGAGUGCACCAGCAAUAAAGAGAAUGCUGAGAAACCACAGCAGCAGGUCCUCCUAAGAUCAGUGAGACUAAAAAACAACCAGGAGAAGAGAAACGCUGCACUGGGCAUCACUGGUCACGGAGAAGGAGCGGGGCAUCAUGCUGGUGGUAAUGCUGGUCCAAAGCUUCCAGAGCCUAAAUUCCGUACAGUGGAAUAUAACCUCCCUGCAGUUCCUAAGCGUCCAGCAGCCUUUUAUAAAUACACAGAGAAAACUGAGGAAGAGCUGGAUGAAGAAACGGAAUAUGACAUGGACGAGGAAGAUUACGCCUGGCUAGAUUUGGUCAAUGAAAAACGGCGAAGCGAAGGGGUCAGUCAGGUAUCCCACAAUGUUUUUGAGUUCCUUGUUGACCGCUUUGAGAAAGAGUUGUACCUGGAGAGCCUGGAUCAAGGCACUGAAAAGCAAGCUCCCAUAGAUGAGGAUGCUGUCUGCUGCAUCUGCAUGGAUGGCGAGUGUCACAACAGCAACGCUAUUUUAUUUUGUGAUAUGUGCAACGUGGCUGUGCAUCAGGAAUGUUACGGUGUGCCCUACAUUCCGGAGGGCCAGUGGCUGUGCAGACACUGUCUCCAGUCACCCACUCAGCCCGCAGACUGCAUCCUUUGUCCCAACAAGGGUGGAGCAUUGAAAAAGACAGAUGAUGACCGCUGGGGCCACGUGGUGUGUGCACUCUGGGUCCCCGAGGUCGGCUUCUCUAACACCACUUUUAUUGAACCCAUUGAUGGCGUCAGCCACAUUCCUCCAGCUCGCUGGAAGCUCACCUGCUACCUCUGCAAGGAGAAAGGUGUUGGGGCAUGCAUCCAGUGCCACAAAGCCAACUGUUACACCGCCUUCCAUGUCAGCUGUGCCCAAAAUGCUGGCCUCUUUAUGAAGAUGGAACCAAUCAAAGAGGUAACAGAAGCAGGAGAACCCACCUUCUCUGUGAAAAAAACGGCCUACUGUGGAGCCCACACACCUAAUGGGUGUGUAAGGAGACCCCUUACAAUCUAUGAUGAUGCCAAACCCAAAAAUGGACUAUGUAAGAAAGUGGACAAAGGCAGAGCUGCUGGUAAAGGACAGUCAAAAGGCAAGCAGAAGAAAAAGAGUAAGAGUAAGAGGCCUGAGCCUGAAGUUGAAAGCGAAGCUGCAACCGCUGCUACUGUGCCUACUUUUCCUGCUCACAGGUUACAAACCAUUCUGAACCAGGUGUCAGUCCAGAAGAAGAAAGCUUUUGUGGAGCUGGUCCUAAAUUACUGGACACUAAAGAGGCAAUCCAGGAACGGGCUUCCUCUCAUCAGACGCCUUCAGACAAGCCUGCAGUCUCAGAAGAAUGCGCAACCGGUUUGUUCAUCUAGGCAGAGUGAGGAGGAGAGCAGGGCAUUAAAGGACCAGCUGAAGGAAUGGCACCGCCUCCGACAUGACCUGGAGAGAACACGGCUGCUGCUGGAGUUAAUCCGCAAGAGGGAGAAGCUGAAGAGAGAAGAGAUUAAGCUGCAGGAGACCCUUCUAGAGAUGCAGCUGACUCCCUUCAGUAUUUUGCUCAGAGCUCUGUUGGACCAGCUUCAGGCAAAAGACCAGGCCAGGAUCUUCGCCCAGCCAGUUGAUGUCAGCGAGGUGCCUGACUACCUCGACCACAUCAAGCACCCAAUGGAUUUCUCCACCAUGCGGCAGCGCAUUGAUGCCCAGGCCUACAACAAUUUUGAGCAGUUUGAGAGUGACUUCAAUCUCAUUAUUGAAAAUUGCAUGAAGUAUAACUCAAAGGACACCUAUUUCUACCGUGCUGCUGUUCGCCUGCGAGAUCAGGGCGGUGCCUUACUUAGAAAGGCCCGGCGUGACGUAGAGAAAAUCGGCUUUGACACGGAAAGCGGCAUGCAUCUGGCAAGUGCUCCGGAAUUCAAAGCACCACCAGCCUUUUCUUGGGAGGAUGUGGACCGCCUGCUCGCACCAACCAAUCGGGAGCAUCUGUCUCUGGACAAACAGCUGCAGCAGUUACUGGAGAAGUUUGACCAGACCUGUGCCAUGAAGUCCAGCCCCUCCCGUAGCAAGCGUCUCAAGCUACUCAAAAAGACCAUCAACGAUGUUCGCAAUGAAAUGAGCCUAAAAAGGGUCCUACCCUCCCACCACCACCACCACCACUGUUCUUCCUCCAUAGCUGCCUCCACAUCAGCAUCAUCUUCAUCAGCUCCCUCCCACUCAGAGACGGGUAAAUCUAAAGAAGAGAGACUGAAACCUAAUGGACAUUUUCCGGACGAUGAGGGAGACAAGUCUCUUCCUCCUAAACUGGAGCCUUCAGACUCCAUACCACCCCUUAUCCACUCAGACACAGAUCCUGAGCCCCCCACCCUGAAACCGAUCGACGCCGGCCCAGACUGUGAUGACAAGACUCACAGCAAGCAAGUCAAGUUUGACGGGCAAAUCCCAGACCUCCUCUCCUCUGCUCCACGCCUCAACGGCCACUCCCGCGACGGCCUCCAGAACUCUUUGCUGGACGGAGAUGUGAGCGUGGUGGCCACAUCGACUGUCGCCGAGCCCACGGGAACGGUUAACCGUCGGACUGCCGUGCUUUUCCGCAAAUCGAAGGCCGCCAGUCCACACAAGCCCCCGCGGACCGGAGACGGAGAGGGGGCUGACAGCGCCGACAGGAAAGAAGGCGAGGAGGAGGAAGAUGAAGACGGCGCGCAGCUGGGUUCCAAAUCCUUCCUGUCAGUGGUCAUACCACGGCUGGAGACGCUGCUUCACAGCAAGAAGAGGAAGCACAGUAGCAGCAGAGACAGCGAGGAGGAGGGGGGAGGAGAGGGAGAGCAUGAAGAGGAGGGAGAGUCUCCUGUGAAACGGCUUGACACUGGUCUGUCAAGUGGUUUUAUGGAGGUGGAGGAGGAGAAGGAGCUAGAAGAACCCAGCAGAACCAGUAGACCUGUGGAGCCACGAAGACGCUGUGCCUCUGAGUCCUCCAUCUCCUCAUGUAGCAGUCUGCCAGGAAGCACCAGCACCAUUCUCAGUCUUCCAAAAUGUGGGAAGGGAAAACCCGCCUUGGUCCGGAGAAACACUGUGGACGACAAGAGCGAAUUAAUCGCCUGCAUCGAAACCGGGAAUUUUGCUAAAGCAGCACGAAUCGCUGCUGAGGUUGGCAACAGCAAUAUCUGGAUGCCCGCUAGCGCUGCAACAGUUGCAUUGGAACCCCUAAAGCUAGUUUGGGCCAAAUGUAGUGGAUACCCUUCCUACCCAGCCUUGAUCAUCGACCCCCACAUGCCACGUGUGGGCUGCCAGCACAACGGGGUGUCCAUCCCCAUGCCCCCCAUGGACGUGCUCCGCAUCGGAGAACAGAUGCAGUACAAAGCCGAAGAGAAACUCUACCUCGUCCUCUUCUUCGACAACAAGCGCAGCUGGCAGUGGCUUCCUAGAUCCAAGAUGGUUCCUCUGGGGAUGGACAAGACCAUAGACAAGAUCAAAAUGAUGGAGGGACGCACAUCCAGCAUUCGCAAGGCUGUCCAGGUCGCCUUCAGCCGUGCCAUGAACCACCUGAGCAUAGUGCAGGACGAGCCAGUCAGCGACCUCAGUGACGUGGACUGAUGACUGCUGCUGGCUCUCUCCCCCUCACACACACACACAUGAGCUUGUACCUCUCCUGUACCAAAUAACCCCCCCCCCCCCCCCCCCCCCCCCCCCUUCUCUCUGUCUCUGCAGGAGACUCAAAUGUUUACUGGGCACCUGCUGUAACAGGUGGUGUCUGCUCCUCAUCCAUUCCUACUCGUACACACUCCUACCAUGUGCCGAUGGGAUACGGCUGCUGCUGAAAUGAAUGUGUCUAUCUAUCCUCUCCACCUCCAGGCUUGUAACUGUGUUUAGAGACUGCUCCCUUUUUUUCGUCACUCUCACCCUCGCUCCACCAAUCAUGACUGUCAUUUUCAUUUAUCACCUCAAGGCAGAAAAAAAAACGUUAGUGAUUGAUGCCGUACAUUUUGGUAACCUUACCAAAUGUGCCUGUGGUGUCAAGACUUGGUAGCAAGACAAAAACCGGUUUUCACAUUUUGGAUGCGUCUGAUAAGUUGUUCAGCUCUGUCCGUUAUUAUUUGGCAUUUGUCAAAUCAUCAUUUUGGUUACAAGUUAAUAAAAAAGAAGCAUUUAGCAGCUGGUAAACUAGCUAAAGUGGAUUUCAUUUCCUGCUUACAUGAAGGCUUCUCAGUUGCACUGAACCAGCUGUUGCCAGAGCUUACGUUUAUAUCAAGGUCACAUUUACAUGCUGAAGUCAUCUCCAUUUACAGAUAUCUUCCUUUGUAUUUAAACUGUAAAUAAUCUGUACAGUUGCCUGACACUAACUUAUUUUGUAGUUUUGACAUAAAUGGGUACUGUACAGGAGUUUUCUUAGUAUUUAUACUUGAUGCAUUCUUGGCACUAAGGUGUGAGUGCUGUUUUGCCAGUGAUGUGUGAUCAAGAAGAAUUUAAAAAAGAAAAAAGUGCGAAAGCCUUCGUAUUAAGGAGAUUAGGGCUAAAAUGUCAUGUUUCUGAAAAGUAUGAAAGUAUUCCCUUUUUCAUUUUUUUUUUUAAGUUAUUGAAGUUUAUAAUCAUAAGCUUCCAUUUGGCAGUAAUCCUUUUUGUAUAAAAAUAGUUUUAGUAUAUUUUUGUUCAUAUAUAUUUAUAUGAUUUGAAUAUACAGUAAAAUAGUAUGUAAGUCUCUGAAGCUCAUACAGACAGUCUGAUGUUGUGGACACAGAACAUAUAUUGUUCUCAAGAAACCAAAAAUGUUGCUACCCAGAUGUUUUUUGCUGAUUAAUUUUCUGUGUGAUGUGUGAAAUUGUUGCCAAAAAAAGAGGAAAAAAAAGUGUAUUUUUAUGUGAUACAUUUGACUGUUACUUGGUUUUGCUGUAGUCGUAGGGAGAUGUGCCUGCGUUAACUUAUUGUAAAGUAUUUGCAUUACUUUAUAUUCGAGGAAAGACGUGCAAACUGAUUGUGGUAAAGUGGCACAUUUUGUGGUGGAUACUUGCCUUCUUUUUAAGUAACCUUUUCUAACCUUCGUUUGUAGUUGUAGACUUCAAGACAUUUCAUUUUAUACUACUUAUUUUUUUUUUCUGGGUAGCAUUGUGUAGUUUUGGUAUAUUUCAUUUUGUACUUAACUGUAGUAGUUUUUUUUAAUCAGGUCUUACGAAAUAUUGCUGGGACUGUUUUUUGUAGCAAAGCAAAAAUAAACAUACAAA
This is a messenger RNA of Toxotes jaculatrix (banded archerfish), 5736 nucleotides long. RefSeq names its product bromodomain containing 1a (gene brd1a). Gene Ontology annotation, cellular component: MOZ/MORF histone acetyltransferase complex. The coding region runs from base 326 to 4114 and encodes 1262 amino acids. Gene Ontology annotation, molecular function: protein binding. The transcript has 13 exons. Gene Ontology annotation, biological process: regulation of transcription by RNA polymerase II. The record is from RefSeq and is a predicted model, not a curated record. NCBI's taxonomy places the organism in Eukaryota, Metazoa, Chordata, Actinopteri, Toxotidae.